Molecule: messenger RNA, 2184 nt
Organism: Penicillium macrosclerotiorum
Lineage: Eukaryota; Fungi; Ascomycota; Eurotiomycetes; Eurotiales; Aspergillaceae
Product: protein phosphatase regulator GAC1
Exons: 2
Coding region: 1-2184 (727 amino acids)
Biological process (GO): regulation of glycogen biosynthetic process
Cellular component (GO): protein phosphatase type 1 complex
Molecular function (GO): protein phosphatase 1 binding; glycogen binding
Source: RefSeq, a predicted model, not a curated record
AUGCCAUACACUGCGCCGUUGAAGUCGUUGCUCGCCGCGCAGCACAUCGAAUAUAGUGAUCGCCCCACCGACGCCUGCUCAGAACGACCGGGCUUGGUUCGUUCGGCAUCGGCUCGUCUACAGAACUCCCGUGCCUACUCAUCCACCUCCUACGUCCGCCGGCACCGGAGGAGUCCGUCGAUCUGUAAAUCACCGCAGCACGCCUCAUCAGACCCUGCCUCUCGCCUUUCGCCCCCCAUUGAUCCUCAUGCCAGUCUCCGUCAGUCGCCGCCUCCAUUGAACAAUGCCUCGAUUCCCCCCGGGGCGGUGAUCUCACCCCCCGAAUCGGCCCCGAACUCCGACGAGGAGUCCCCGUGCCACGGAUCAGCUAUCAAGCUGGAGGAGCUCGAGGCCGCUGUACGAUCUAUUGAGCAGCGGAAGGAAAGUUCCCCUGAAAGAGAAAGCAUGGGCCCCGCCAAAGAGCUCGGCACAGAGGCUCGAUCCUCGUCCAGCGUCGCAACUCACAGCCCCCAAUCCAAGCCCAACUACCUACGCCUUUCCAAGGAAUCGCGGAAGAUUGCGCACUCGCGAUCGUCAACCGAAACCGCCAUUGACCUCAAGAGAGAAGAAGCUUUAACCAGCUCACCGGAUGACAGUGAUGCUGAAACAAGCCCGAAGCCGCCGAUGGUACGAAAGAAGUCUGGCGAGCUAGUCCGGCCUGCCCUUCGACCGCCGUCCGCACGACGACGACCGUCGAGCAUGCCCGGUACGCCAGUCUAUGCCAAGGCUGUGCACUUUGACUCCCAGUUGGAACACAUCCGCCAUUUCUUGCAGCUCGACCGACCAUUGGCAGUCAGCGCUGAAACAUCCCCAGUUGAUAAUCACGAUGCCGACAACGAGUUUCCAUUUGGCUCGGAUGCAGAGAAACGUGCUUCAUCCUGGGAGUGGGAGCUUCGGCUGCCCAACUUUCCCAAAGACAUGUCCUCAUGUGCUAAACAUCCCGUUCGUCUGGAAAAGCUAUACCUGUCAGCUGACAAGAACGUUUUGAUUGGCUCUGUUGCAGUGGCCAAUCUUGCGUUCCACAAGCACGUAGCUGCUCGCUUCACGUUCGAUUACUGGAGAACUGUUUCCGAAGUCGGGGCCGUUUACUUCCAUGACAUCCGGCGCAAGCAUGCCCAGGAUGGACACGAUCGGUUCUCAUUUGAAAUCAAGUUGGAUGACCAAGCCAACUUAGAGCACAAGACCAUGUUUGUAUGCAUUCGAUACAACGUAGAUGGUCAAGAAUUCUGGGACAACAACCAAGGGAUGAACUAUCAGGUCGAUUUCCUUAAGACCCAGAAGACCACUGUGAACAAGCCAUCGGGUGGUGUCCGACCUGCUCUUCCACGCAGUCGAACGUUCACCGACUUGCAUUCCGCGUCUCGCCCACAUUCGACAUCUUUCGACGACUUCCCAGGCAGUAAGGAGUCCAACAAGAACGUGCCCUUCUCGAAUCCGUUCUCUGUGAAAUCCAAAACUCCACUCGAUCGCAAGUCAUCGGAUGAUAUCGAUACCGUCGGUCCACCGAAGCGCCGUGAGAAGCCGCACCCGCAGGCAUUUGGUAAUCGAUAUGACUUUGGUGCCUCAUUGACUGCGGCCAUGAAGACCAAGCCUCCCCUCGAUCGGACUACGCUUACCGCACGUGCCCGAUCGACUCAGGGCCCGGAGGCAGAUGAGGGCAAGCAAGUGGACAAGGCACCACAGAGUGCAUCGGGCCAAAUUUCUUCUCCAGUGAGAGAUGGAUCUCGAAACGAAGAUCUGAAACCUUCCUCAUUGGUAUCUAGCAAACCGUGUCACGAGUCUUCCGUGUACAAAGAGUUGGUGGAUAAGUAUUGCUUUUAUGGCUCCCCCACAAAAGCCUCGAACCCUACUUCCCCUCAACUCGACCUGACUUCGAAGAAAGAGGAAGCGCCAAACCGAUUUUUCAUAGGUGCUCCCUCACCACCUCUUUCUCCUCGCUCCCCUGCUCCUCUUCAAGUGGCCCAACCAGCUCCGGCCGAGCCACCUCGAUCAGAAUCCCGCCCGGCGUCGUUAUCGCCGGCCUCUUUGAGUCCACGAGCGUCGCCUCGCGUGUCUCCUGCGAUAAACUUUCGCUAUCCCUAUCAACAAACUAUGCAGAACGGAUUCAUGAAAGACCCUCACUCGUCCCCAGUUAUCAGAGGGUGA